Messenger RNA from Acanthaster planci (crown-of-thorns starfish), 12456 nucleotides. Its product is annotated as zinc finger ZZ-type and EF-hand domain-containing protein 1-like. The record is from RefSeq and is a predicted model, not a curated record. Gene Ontology annotation, molecular function: zinc ion binding. NCBI's taxonomy places the organism in Eukaryota, Metazoa, Echinodermata, Asteroidea, Valvatida, Acanthasteridae.
UACAUGGCUGCGCCCGUGUUUUCACCUAUCCCGUGACAAGACUUGCAACUUCCGCACGAAACCGGGUGACCCAGACCACUGCACUGGGUACUAAACUGUUCCAAAAUUGACCCAUUUCUUCUCCAAAGCGUCAACAAAAUUGUGGAGGAGUAAUGAUGGGUAGUGCCUCAAGUAGUAGUACCAGCAGCAGCGAUAGCGAUGACGACGGUAGCUUUGACGUGAGUGAUGGAGAAGGGCAGAGGGUCACCUCAUCCAGUCCAGACUCAGAUGGAGGAGACAAUGCAGACUUUGACCUGUCACAGUUGUUUCAUCAUUCAAGUUUACGAGAGGCAGCAUCCAAAGUCAAGGAUUACAUUCCAGAGACGAUGCUUCAAAAACAUCACAGUCACUUACUGAGAUGGCUGGAGGAGAAAGACCAACAUCAUGAGGAGACUGUUUCCUUGUCACAGUUCUGUGAAUUUCUGAUGGCAAGAGGUGUUGGACGAGACGAAUGUGUAGAAGCAUUUGAUCAAUUUGAUGUGGAUGGUGAGGGCUGUGCCGAUGUGACCAGCAUGUUGGAAACCUUCAAGUCAUCCAAUGGAGCCAACUUUUCAGGAGAGCUGUCCUACGUUGUGCGCACACUACAGACUUGUAGCCUUACCCCAGGACUAGUGGAUGUCUAUUCUACGAACAGAGAGGGCAUAGGUCACCACGGAAAGAGGCUAAUCAAAUACAUUGUGAGGAAUCGGGCACCGAGCACCAGCUUGCCGUUCUUCUUCUUAGACAGUUUCAGUAACAUCACUUCGAUGAGGCUGCUAGUACUCAAGAAAUUUCUCAGCCAGAAACAGAAAGAAACAGCUUUGAAGGAGAUGAUACAGGACGAAGGGGGUAGCAUCAAGGCUGUCAACAAGUGUUACAAGUGGAUCCGUGUGUCCACCUCCCACAAUGGAGCCCAACUGCUUGAAGACAAUGAUCCAAGCACCUACUGGCAGUCCAACGGCCAUGCUCGCUCCCACUGGAUUCGCUUGCGGCUGAAAGAUGACGUUUGCCUGCAGCAGCUGUCUAUCAAGGUGGCCCAGUCUGACCAGAGCUACAUGCCCCAGGAGGUUGUGGUGCUGACCGGCCGAAGCCCCAACUCCCUGCACACCAUCCGAGAAGUCUCCAUCCCUAGCAGUUUGACGGGAGAUGUGACUCUGCUUGACAAUGCCCAUGUUACAGGCCCUUAUGUACAGAUCAACAUCGUCCGUUGCCAUAGUGAUGGCUGUGAUGUCAGAAUUCAUGGUGUCAAGACAGCGGGAUAUAGGUUGAUUCCAGACUCCGAGGUUUCUGUCCAAGAUGCUUCCAUCAUUUGGUAUUUCAAUAUUGUUGCCUCCACCUCAACAGUUGCCAUGGCAACAAACCCACAACUGAAACAGAUGAUCCUUAAACACACAAGGACUGCAUUAUCCCACAUGCCACCCUUGUCUCUGGCCCCCGCUAGACUUGGCCGGAAUCCCUUCCCCAGCCCACUGGUUUUGAAUCAGGCUGAGGAAUUCCUCACAUCCAUUGCAAGGAAUUCUGAUGGCACCUUGGACAUGGAGGGGAUUAAGAUUCUGUUGGAGUUGUCGCUGGCAAGGGGCAUUGUGGGCCAGGUGAUCAAGGCAUUGCAGAGUGUGCUGGAAAGCAAGGAAGACACGCUAGGGGCUGUCAAUUUACUGAAGUCGCUGAAUGCGGUUGCUGAGAAAAUGAUGAGAAAAUACGGUGCCCAGUUUUCUGUGACUGUAGCAGGAUGUGACGGUGGGGAGAAGGACAGUUUCUCUGGCCCCAGCAAAGUGCUCACCAGCAGCUGGACAAGUGACCCAUACUUGUCUGAAAAGACAAAAGUCAACAUGUUGUUUGUCAGUGAAACUCCUGUCUAUGUUACAAAGCUACAAAUCAAGGUUUGUAAAGGAGCAAUUGGACCUGCAGCAGGCUUUGUGUUUGUCUAUGAUGACAAGGAGGAGUUUGAACUGGAACGUCACCUUGCCAAUUUUGAGAAGUAUGACACCUGGACUCCCAAUGAGUAUCGUAUUCUUCAGGGACUAAGAUCUGCCGCCAUUGCUGGGAAGCCAGACAACCCCGUUGCUUUCUUCACUCUGAACAAUGACUGGGAUGAAGUGGACAUUCAGCUAGAUGAGAUCACCCUCGGCCGCUACAUCCUGGUCAAGUUCCUGAGACCGAGAGACCCUGUCAAUGCAGAGAGGCUUGGAAUCCUGGGCAUCAGGUUCUAUGGCCAUGUUGCCAAUUCGGCUGUCAUGGACAAUACAAUCAAGUUGCUGAUUUCACCACUUCCAUUUGACCAGGAUGUCCCAGUCCCUUCUGCCGAACUGUGCAUCAGAGUACUUCAUUUCAUUGUUAGGAUGUCAAAAUAUCAGGAAAUAAAGAAAGGUGAGAAUUCCAAUUCUAAAGUGGGUGCCCUGGACAUGCAGUCAUUGUCACUGGAUCUACUCAGCAAGUUCUACUACUCUGUACCGACCACGACUCCCCAGUGGACAUUGGUUCGAAUGCUGACCCUCAAGCUGCUACACGCCAGCUAUGCCCACAUCAUGAGCAAGCUGGACAGCGAGACGGCCAAACUCAAACUGAAGAAGGUCGUCACCCAGGCCCUCAAGGGAGCAGUGGCCACAGUGCAGAAGGAGACUGCCAAACCAGAUUGGUUGGUCCAGUGGGAGGAAUGCAGCCAGGUCAUGUUCAUUCAUCUCUGUGACUUGGUCAACAAGGAGACCCCAGCCGAAGGCCCUGAGUUGCUGCUGCAGGAGGCGGCCAAGGAAGCCAUCCUCGAUGGAGCUGCUGUCUUCUUCCCAGACAAAGAGAAGCGGAAGAAAGAACUGUUUCAUCUCCUGGAUAUACUGAGUAGCAACGUGGAACCAGCUACUAACCUGGUAUUCCAGUCUUUGUGUCACCACUUCGGAAGCGUUGACACAAGCGGUCUACUCAGUCUACCCUCCAACCCAACGGAGGAGAACUUUGAUGCCCAAGCAAUCUUCAGUGUCUUUGGAACUCUGCAGUCUGUUGUGUACAAGGAGUUUGAAUCUAGUCUGAGGAAUCCAGCAGGGCUGCCCAAGAGCCAGUCAUACGUCAGCAAACUUCUGGGUGCUCUACUGGCAAGUCUCAUUGCCUGGUGCAAAGAUCUACUGCAGGCAAAGACGCCAAACCCACAGCACAUCAAGCUAGCUCAGGAUGCUAUAAUCAAGUACACCAGCAUGCAAUGUACCAAAAGUGUCAGUGCCCUCAACCUUCUACAUGAGCAUCUCGCUCAACGACAGGAUGAGCUUAGGCAACUAGAGGACACCGUCAAGUUCAAAGGUGAAAUGAAAUGUGAGGAGAAACUGCCCAAGAAAGACAAGGAGGAAGUGCAGAAUGAAGACGACAAAGACCAACCUGGCAAGGACAGAAGGACAGAUAGUGGUGAGAUGCAGCAGCUGGAGCUCUUUGAGGAGCUGACAGCAAUGGCAAACGAUGACAGGACUAAACAGCAACAGCCAACGCCACAAACUGUGGAAGGUGUGGAGAAAUCUGACGCCACAAAGCAAGAGGUAGAUGAGCAGGAGAAAAAAGCACUAGCACAAACUAAAGACAGUGUCAGUGAGCAGCAGCAGCAGCAAGUCCUGACAGAUGUUGAUAAUGCAGCAAAGAAGGCUGACACACAGCAAGAAAAGCUAGAACCGCCGAAGGCCUCAGUGAAAGACGCUGCCUUGAAUGGGGCUGCUGCGGAGGAGCAAGAGGGGCAGCAACAGCAACAGGGUCAACAACAGCAGCAGCAAGGAGAGGCAGUCGGCGACAGUGACAGCAAAGGGGAGCCCAAUGGGAAGCUUGGACUUGAAGAGCUGCAGAUUGUAGUCGAUCAGCAGCAGCAAGGAAUCGAGCUACAGCUGCCACAGCGCCUGCUUGAGCUGAAACAGCAGCGGCAGAAGCUUAUCGAUGCGCUGCAGCAUAGCUUCGUUGGAACAAUAAUGAGGCAACUGACUCUGAUGUUGAUACUUCUCAGUGAGAAGUGUUUGCCCCAGGUUAUUUUGGGUGACAUGGUGCAAGUCUCUGUUGCAGUCAAACAGCUUCAAGAACUCCUGGGACAUGAUUUCAAAGAGAGUCUCCUGGAUGAUACCAAGGAAGACACAGCCAAGAAGGAAAAGGAGAAGGUGAUCCUGCGCAAGUGGGAGGUGGAGUCUGCCCACAAGUACCCCCACAACCAACACACCAUCCAGGUCUUCAACUGCCUGGGGGCACAGGUCUUCCGGGUGGACUUUGAUUCCCGCUGUGAAACAGAGUUAAGGUAUGAUUACCUGGAAUUCACCGACUCCUUUGGCAAGAAGACUGUCUACGAUCAGAAAGUUGGCUCUGAGAAGUGGCCACUCUCUCACACCUUCAAGUCGCCACACCGCCUGCAGUUUCUCUUCCACUCGGACAGCAGCAACAAUGAGUGGGGCUACAAAUUCACCGUGACUGCUUUAGGGACCCGUGACGUUCAGUUUUCCUGGUUGUAUGACCUUCAGCUCAGUUUAGCCAGACUGCAAGGAAAGAUCUGCUCUCCAUUUCUCAAUCCUCCCAAAUCCAAGUCAGAGCCGAGUCCAGCCACCGAAUCAGAUCAGGAGCAGAGCCUGAAGGCAGCCGCCGAGAAUCUGCUCAAGGGGGAGCUCUGGACAACUCUCUUUAGAGGAGGUCACGAGGUUGCAAGGCUCACCCGUUCCUUCUCUGGCAUCCAUACAACCGAGCCCAUUGAGUCUGUGAUCAAUGAUUUUCUGAGUGGAGUUGCAAACAACUGCCCUGGUGCACCAUCUGUGUUCAUUACCAAGUGCCAGGCACUCUACCACAUGCCCUCAGUAGGUGGGGAUCUCGUCAACAGCGCCGUUUUGUCUGUGUUUGCUGCCCUCUUGUGGCACUCGCAGGAGCUUCGAGACACAAUUCCUAUCUAUAUUGAAGCUGAUUCUUUGUCCAAGCCAAGUGAUGGCAUAAUCCAAGCGUUCAGAACGGCUGAGGGUCUCAGACCACUCCUCAUUGACCUGCGACAGAAGCAGCUAGCAGCCCAGGAGAAGGACCCCAAAUCAGGAAGCUCAGAGGGUGAACCCAUUGGAGUGGUUCGAGAAAAGGCAAGAUUUCUGCUUCAGUUUGCUGGGUUGACUAAACUGCAAAAGAAAGUGGAGCUGCAGCGUAGGCGCAGUGACCUCUAUACAAGGAGUAAGUCGCUUGAGAGCAGAGCUCUGAAGGAACGGCAGACCUCUGCUGAGAUGAAUGCCGCCUUCCAGGGCACAGCUGAGGAAGGCACAGUGCUGAGCCAGUAUCCCGAGUUCAAACUGGUGCUAGACUUUGUUAAAAACCCUCACCUCACGGUGGAAAGGGUACGAGGCCUGCUUAAAGAGCGACAGGAACGGGCCAAGGCAGUGGCCGACAUCUACCAGUUUGCCUGUCGGUUCCUGAAAGCCAGUGGCAAGCCCACCAUCUUCCAGUCAGACUGUUUGCAGUUCCUGAAAGAAAUGCUGCUCACAAAAUCCAUCGGAGAAAUGCACUAUGCAAGUGGAUUAGAUGGCUGUGGACUGGAAUUGGAGGCCAGGCUGCGUGGCUCCUUCUACCUCCUGGUGCAGAGUCUAGUUGAGGCCAUUGAAAACUUUGACUGCACUGACCAGUCAGAGGAGGUUGAGACCGGAUAUUCUUGUAUGGAGGCAUGUCUUCUUCACCUACUCGAUGUGGACUGGCAACCUUAUGACUUGAAGUUUCUGUGUGACAUCAAAGCACCCUCGCUGCUGCUAAACAUCUCAAAAAGGAAUGUAAGCUUCCAUGACAAGCUCCCUAGUGUGGCUGACGAAGCUGAGCAGCUGGAGGUCCACAGGCAAUGCAUGGCGUGGUUCAAGCAAUUCCGGGAUAACUCCAAUAAUGGCUUCUCAAGAUGGUUCAAUGAUAUCGAGAAGCAGGACACGCUGGAGAAGAGACGAGCCAUGCACAUGUUUGUCGCUCGUUACUGUAGUCUACUGCCUACGAUUUAUAUGGUUUGCGACGGUUGCCAGGCGCGGUUACCAGGAGCCCAUUUUCAUUGUCUGGAGUGCAAAGCCUUUGACUUCUGUCGUUCUUGCUUCUAUGGUGGUGUACAGGUUGAGGGCCAUAGGGAUGACCAUGCCAUGGUGGAUUUCAGGUAUAACUGUGAUUUCUGCCACGGCUUCAUCGUCGGUACUCGUAUCCACUGUAACAUCUGUGAAGACUUUGACCUGUGCUAUGGCUGUCAUCACGCGCAGGAUUUCCCUGAAGGGCACACCGCUUCACAUAGUGUGGAGGUCAUUCCCAUGAAGAUUGUCAGCUCGGGCAUGCAGCAGGGCCCGUUACUGGAGACCUACAGCCACAACCAUGCCUGGCUGCUGUUCAGUUCUCUAGCUCUCUCUCUUGCCGAUAUGAUGCAUGCUGCGCAGAGUCGAGUGGUUAAUCAAGAGUAUGGUCAUACUGCAAGUAAGCUGUUCCAGCAGUGUAUUGAGCUUGCUACCAAAUGCCUACCAAGUGUUGCCCAGACCUCCUCUUUGGAGAGCAAAAAAGAUGAGAAAGAAACCGGGAAAGCUUCAGACAAGGAAGUUGAGGAGGCACCAUCUGAAAUAAAAGAAGGGGAAGACUCUGAAGUGACUGAAUCGACAGAGGAAGACAAGAACAAGUUACGUGAAAAGGCCUUUGUAAGCAACUCUCAGGAAAAAGUGCUUGGGUUGCUAGGGGCUAUGCUACUGGAAAACACACGGCUCGACAGCUCCCCAGUGCGGCAACUUUACACCAAGGAACUUCACAUCGGAACAAUCUUGCCUCUUUUGCUGAAAUUAGCCAAAGAACCAAAUAACCUAGAUAGCAAUAAGACCCAGCACCAAAUUGUUGCCCUGCUGGGCCAACUUCUUCCCCACAUCCCACCCAACGAAGCUGACAGAGUCAUCCAACGAUCAGAAGUGCUCAUCACAAUGCAAGAAGCGGAUGGGAGCGGCAGUGUUGCAGCAUCCCAAGGAACAAAAGAUGAGGAUGCCCUCAAGAUGGAUGAAGAGGAGACAAGCAAAGCGAGUAAGGAGGAAAAGAUGGAAGGAGCCUUGACCGUAGAUUUUCUGUUUGAUCUCGGAGCAUCAUGCCUGGAAAAGAGCGGUCUUGAGUGGACGUCCCUGAUGGCCAGUAUUUUACAGCGUCUUUGUCUGGUGCCGUCUUGGCAGGCUGUUGUCGCCCAGAAGAUCAGUAACAUCAUCCAGUGCCUCCCUAAACAGUGUCCGCUGCCCUGCAUUUUCACCUUGUUUGUGGUGGCUGGCUUUCCCGAGGUUCUGUGCCUUGGAAGUGCUGUGAAGUACGUAGAGACAGUUGGGGAGCAAGCUAGUGUGAUCGUCACCAAACACUUGGUGGAGAAAAACAAGGCGUUUGUAACUGACAUCAGAACGAGGAAAAAGAAACAGGUUAAGGAUUACAAGCUGGUUGUGGAUGAGGAGUUGGGGCAGAGUCUGAAACCAGACCAGUUCUCCUUCUUCAUCUCUGUUACCAAGGAUAUUCUGACGCAAAGAAAAGAGGGGGUGGAGCACAGCGUGGAGACAGUCUGGGUGUUGUAUCUGAUCAUGAAGACCAUCCUCACAAAUAUUAAGAGGCAAGAUCCUCACUUUGUAAGAUUGGGGAGCAGUGGUGCUGAUGGUAGACUGGAGCUUCUGAACAGUGACCUAAUACCCCUGCUUGUACAUCUGGCAAGUCAGGCAACCAAACUCAGCCGACAGUGGAUCCUUAGGGAUUUGGAGAUCCUGUCCAUUCGACUCUACGCCUAUGGCAAGUCAGGAUUUACAACAGUCUCGGCCGGAACCGAUCUCCCCACUGCCUUUAUGGACAGUGACCAGCUAACAACCCCAGAUGAUGGUGAUGAAGGCGAUAAAGACACCAGCGAUGACGAUAGUGAUGACAGUGACAACGACUCCUACUCCACCCUCCACUCUUCAUCUACUCUUUCGAACUCCAGCGGUUCGGGUUAUGCCACACCGGAUGACAUACCCUCCGCCUCUGGCUCUCCACGGAGGAUCUCGGCAUCUUCCACUUCAUCCCAGGGGGGCCUGGAUCCCCUGGAGGGACUAGAGGAUAAAGCCAAAAUCUUUAUCAGUGUGACCAAUGAUGCCUUUCAGACCCCACUCCCAAUACUGAGAGCAAUCUAUGAGAAGUCUGGUCACAGCCUCGAGGCUAUGGAGGCCAAGAUACACGAGUGGUUUCUGGACGAUGAUGCACCGGGCGUGAGCAGUGAGGUCAAAGAGUUGGCAAAGCAAUGGGAAAUUAGAAACACUGGCGAGAAGCCGUCACGUUUGGACCUCAAGUCAGUGGACUCUGGAGUAGUCUCGUUCAGUGCGUCCAGCUCACUGCCGAAGCCGGCUGUCACUCCUAAACAAGCAGAACCGGAGCCUUGUGUGGAUGGCUCGUUGAAACUCAUUGCGAGUUCUGAGAAGUCACUACGAGAGAACUACCAGAAGCAGCAGAGGUCUCGGAGUGCUGCCUUGCUGAAGAAAGAGCUGCACUCCAUGGACAAGAUGCCUUCCAGGGAACACCUGCACAAAGUUAACUAUGCAAUAUCCAUCAUGUAUGCGCGGCACCUGCUGGCAGCACUGCUUGCUGACUGGCCGUCAGGCCGUGUCAUCAGUACAUCCACCUUAGGCUGCACGGAGCCUGCUCAGAUUGUCAGCAUGUUGGAUCUGCUCCAACGAGGAGAAGAGAAGGAAAUCCUCAACAAGGUCGUAUGCAACAUUGUCAGCCACUGUGAGCCAGAGCUGUUGGCUCCCCUCACUGUGGCAGCCUGUACCUUUAUGGAGGAGGCCAGCAUGGCACCAGUCACUAAGGAGUCACUACACAAAUACAAGAACAACACAGAGGAAGAGGAUCAGGUGAUGAUACGUGGCGCCACUUACCUGAGCAUCAGGUUCGACGAGCGAUGCAGCACCGAGAGCGAAUGUGAUAUCCUGACCUUUGCCUCGGACCCAAACUUUAAGCAUGACAAGCACGAGUUCAGCGGAGGCCGAGAGAAUUGGACGGACUUUGAGAUGCAAGGAGAUGUGCUUCAUUAUAAGUUUGUAUCUGAUCGUAGCAACAAUGACUGGGGCUACAAGUUCACAGUUAUUGGCAAUAGGCUGGGAAGAUUUGACACUGGCUACCUCAUUCUAAACACGGUGCUGUCAAAAGAAGAACUCACCAGGCACAUUGCCCUGAAGGAGCUGUGGGCGUGGCUGGUACACGUAGCCUGUCGGCAGACGGCUCAGUACAGACUCAAGACAGUCCAGAUACUCCUACAAGUUCUGCACACUCUCACAAGUGCCAAAUUAGUGAACGAGUCGGCGACCAUCGACGUGGCAACAGCCCCUGACCUGGGUCUUCUGAAACCCUUACUGAGGUUGCUGGACUCUAUGAAUGAGAAGCUGGUGCCAGACGCAGCAUACACCACGCUACCGCCGUUACAGCGAGCUCUUACCGAGCUGUUCAUGCAAGCCGAGAACCUUGCUCUCGAGUGGGGAAUUCACCAGGAGUAUGCCUUGGCCAUGAUGGAUGAAAAGAGUCUCUUAGCCGCCAUUGUUCAGGGAGUUCAAAAUGUGGCAGCUUUAGGUAUUGCUAUUGGCCUUCCUAAUAAAGCAACCAAGGAAUGGCAGAAACUGAAGUCUUCAUCCACAACAGUAGGCGUGUGAAGAUGAGUGAAAAGUGUUAAAAAGAUGCACUUUGCUGUGGCUUAAAAGGUUAAGUUGCUUUCAUAUCUCAUUUUUAACUUAUCCCCUCCAAUCACAUACUAAUAGAAGCGUUGAAUAUUCUGACAAAUGUGAUCAUGCUGGAUGAAAAAAGGCUGUCUAUUCAUGUUGAUUUUCACAAUGCAAGCUAUUCUGGACAGCUUUGUCUCAAAAAAUGAGAAACCCUGACUUGGACACCUUCUGUCUUAGUCUGUGGUACUGAAUUAAUGAGGUUACACUUCCAUCAAUGUAACCUAUCCACUGCGACUGCACACACCCCACAUCAUCUGGCACAGCAUCUGAGUAUUUGGCUGUUACGAACUUUGGUUGGAUGUUAAAAAUUCUUUGUAGGCUUAUAGUGAGAUUUUUACAAAUUGUCUAUGUUCCGGGCUUUCUUGAGAUGUGAGGCUUUUUCGAACUGAGCAGAAAUGUUUGAAUCACGAGUCAACAUGCUUUUUUCAACUAGCAAUUUUAUUUUUAAGACAAACCAGCAGUGCUUUAGUCUGUAACAAAAGCCUCAAAAAGAUAAAAUUGGUCAUGGUCAGGUAUGCCGAAAAUUUAUACCCAAAUAUAAUUAUAAGCCCAAAAUAAAGACUUGAUUUGUUGGCUUUUAUUAGUUGUAAUUGCUUCCUUAACCCUCACUCUUUUCAAAUUUCAAAUCCUUUGAAGUGCACAUGGAUAUUUGGAAGGUUUUACUUCCUUUUUAAGGGGAGGGGGUUCUGGAGGUGGAAACGAGCUGUUAUUGAUCUACAUUUUCUUGAUUCCUACGGAAUGUUCCAGCACAAAGAAUGUGCCAUUGUAUUUCUACAUAGUGGUAGACUUUGGAGGAGUCAAAGGUGUCUAAGCAGAUGUUAGGCACAGUGUUCAAGGCAUCAAAGGAAGGGGGAAAAUAUGGCCUACGCAAAAUGUCACGUGAAUGUCCAAAAUCCAGAUAUUCUCGUACGAUGUGCAUAUAGACUAGGUUUUGUAUGGUAGCCAUCUUGCAGGGCAGUUCUUUUGUUCCACAGGGAAACCUCCUGUGUGCAUACCCUGUGGAGCAAACGAACUGUCCUGUUAGAUGGCUAUCACGUAAAGCCUCAAUUGUUUGAUAAAAAAAGUGUUAAAAUGCCAUACCUGCCUUAUAACACCAUAGUCGACAAUGAAAAUUAAUUUGCUUGUGUCAAGUAUAUUUACCCAUUAUGCUAGCCAUUAUAUUGCCCCUGCAAUAGCUUGAUAAUAUUUAAAGUUUUUGCUCAUUCUUGAAGAUACACGUACAAUACUUCCUUCAAGGUUUUUCGAUCAUAUAAUAGCAGAUAUUUAGUUCGCUCCAUAUUAUAAAACAAGUUCUCAGCUGACAGAAUGGAUUGUUUAAAUUUGGAGUAUUCAUUUCUCAAGUCUUCUUGUAAGACUAAAUGCAUGUUUUGUAAUAUUUCAUUUUUCUCAAACAUUAAAACAUGUGUCUGAUGUAUAUUAUAUAUCAAAUUGAUUUUUUUGUGGAUGAAAGAAUGGUUGUCUGAUGAGUAACUGGUGCAAGGUGUGUAAAAAUUAAAGUGUCUUUGAUUUCUACAUAUUCAGAAGUUUUAUUUUUCCCUGUACAUAGACAAUUUAAGAUGACCAUGUAAGAAAUCUGAUUAUUUCGGUUAUUUUAGUUAAAUCGUAGUGGUUUAAUUAUUUAAGCGGCAAUGGAGGGAUGUUAAAACAAUGAAAUUCUGGAUAUUUUGGCAGUGUCUGGUAAUUUUUCUCUUUUUUUCAUUUUUGAGGGGACAUGAUUUUCUUAAAAUGACUGUCCAAAUUUUUCAUUGGUCGAAGAAUCCUCAGCCCCCCCUCCCCAAGGUAGCACCAUUCCUGCAAAUCUGCGCUUUCAAUUUCUGAAGAAAAAAAAAUGGGGGGGGUGCCCCAUCCUUCUGGAUAUAUCACUGUUACAUAUCAAACCCACAAACCUAUCAAGUUAGCAAGAACAGGUUAGUGGGCAAAAUGUUCACUGUUUUGGGGGUUGAUUGUACUUGAUACUUUGUGGAAUUUUCUCCUGAAAUCUCCACUAGGGAGAUUAACAGGGAGGCUUUCAGUUCAGUUAGUUCAUUACCAGCUCUGUUGAAAUUAUUGGGUAUAAUUAUGUCCAAUUCUCAGUUGGGUAUAAUUAUGCCCAAUGCUCUUUCUGCCUGAAAAGAGUCAGCCCUGAAGAAGUGAUGAAACAAAUAAAGUUCCCCUGAAAAAGACAUUUGAAAAACCUGGAAGAAUUAGCCGAUGAUGUCAACGUUUUGAAAGUGGCCACUUGGUAAUAGGGUUCUCACAGUCUUGAAUUUAAUCAGCCUAGAAAUGGCUUGUUUGGGAAAAGAAAGUUGAAUCGUGUGCAUAAUCUUGGCUCUCUUUUCUACAUAUACAUGGGGAAAUAGGCAUGGUUGAAAAUUGCGGAACUGGAUAGGGUAUAUAUGUACUUUUCAUUGUUUAAUAGUUGAAGUAAUUUAGGAAUUUGAAUUUCUGUUUUAAUAUCUUUACCAAUUAUGUAAUCCAAUCAGACUCUGCUUCUGGGCAACCAGACUGAAUACUUAUGAAAUGCUUACUGGAAAUAUUCUUGGAUGCUGUUUAACCAUUACUUGCUACAAACUUGUGAAAAUUUGGAAAAUUCAUGGAUUUACGCUUAACUUGAAUGAUGGUGCAUCUUGUAUAAUAUGAAAACAGCAUGUUGCUGGUUUCAGCAGAAAAUGCUUACAAGUAUGAACACAUCACAUGAAAAUUCAAAGCAAGUGCAACAGCCAGCUGUUCUUGUUAUCCGUAAUUUAAUAAACCUGGACAGUAUGAAAUAAUUGAA